GGGGGGACACGUCCAUUUGAAGCCCGGUGACUUCUGCCGCUGUCUCUCUUCCUUUGCUCCUGUGUCUUCUUACCCUUCCUGCUGGGGCCGCCGAGGGCUGACGGUUACCGGCCACCUCUGGGUGAAGGGCUGGGUGAAACGCUCCCUGUAUUUUCCUUUUUUUCUCUUCAUCUAUAGGGCAAGAAACAGUUAUUUUCCCAUAUUUUUUUCAGUGCCACGUGGGCCAUCCACGCUGCUAAACAUAAGGACAAAAACGAUCCUUCCCCCCCCCCCCCCCACACACGUAGCUUUUCCCUUCUCCCUCUCUCCCAUCAACUUCUGCUAAUUAAUUGGUUUUGUUUUUAGAUUCAAACUGGUGAGAUGUGAGUGCACAGACUGAUGGUAGCAAGUUAAUUUUGGAUUAAAGUGACUUAGAGGUUUUUAGUUACGUUUAUCCUGAGCACACGUAUGUUAAAAUGCUGCUGGUUAAAUUGUCCAUAAAGUAGUUGACAGGGUCCCUUCUGCGUGUUCUUUGAAAGAGACCCUCAGAUAUUAACUUUUUUUUAUUUUGUUCCACCCUGAGCUUGUCUGAGGACACCGUGGCUGAGUUCCCAUUAAAACUUGUGGUUGUCAACUGGGGUACAUAGUUUGGGUCAGAUAAAACCUUCUGAAAAGUGAUAUAGAAAAGCUAAUCCAUCGACUGUGGCUUGGAUAGAUUGAUGUGAAGCCCCAGUAGCAUGGCUGUUCUGUAAGCAGGCGUGUAGGCCUCACUUGGCUUAAGAUUUUAACUUCUGGGAAGGGUAAUUUUGAAACUGAUGUCAGAGGGUUGGAAGAUGCCUUCAAAGGAAGUCAUUCCAUAAGAGAAUAAGCAAUGAGGAUAAAGUUACACCAUCUGUGAAUGGCGUGACUUUUUCGGGCCUGAAUUUGACCCCACAAGAGGUAAAUGGGGCAGGUAGCAUGAUUUGUCAGUAAUGUCCUAUAAUACCCGUAAUAUUAGCUGUGAAAGCCAUCAGAGGAGGUAUAAGCAGGCCAAAUACUUUUUCAUAGUUUAGAAUGCAAGUACUAUUGAUUCAUGCUACGAAGGGUGAUAAACCUGGCUAUUUUGGCCUAUUCUUAAAAUUGCACUGAUAACUAUUAAAAAGUUACAUUCGUAGAGUUCAUCUCAUCGUGGAUCAAGUAGUCAAGUUCCCAGGCUGCCCUGCUAGCUUUUUAUGAUUUUCACUCAAAUGAUACAGUGCUAGUUUUAUGGGGUAAAAGAAGCUGCCCGUCUGAGGACUGCAGGACGAUGUCUACUCUGAAACCUAACAUAGAUUUUUUUUUCAUUGCACCUUUUGAUUUAAUGUUCAGUUGCAGCUAAUUUUGCUUAUGAAAUCUGAAUUGUCUUGAGUACCUUCCAGAACUGCAGCCUUCAGUUACCCAAAUGGUAUUUCAGCUUUCUAAUAACACAAAUUCUCACUUUUAUACAGUCAACUGAAUAUGGGAAAAUAACUUUUUUUGGAGAACUUUUUAAAAUGUCACUCAUAGAGUUAUUGCACCCACUAGUGGAGAAGAUCAAAACUACACAAGCUGAAACAAAGGGGUCUUCCUCUCAUUUUCACCUGUUUUAAGUUUUGGUGGUAAUUCAAAACACUGAAGCUGUCUUCACUAAUUUUUUUGUAAUUUUCAUGGCAAACUGUUCUGGACUCUGUCUCCUGCAGAUGAGAACAAGCUGUGUUGAAAAGAGCUUCUGUCAUGAGAUGAAGUCCUAGGAUGUAUUUGUAAUUGAUAUAAGAAAGUAUUAAUACUGUUCUACGAAGCAUUAAUAAAGCUCCUCAUGGGAUUUUGGGUACAACUCUGGUAAUCCAUGUUUGAGAAAGAUCUACUGAUACAGAAAGAUUAGUGUGAUCAAUGGAGCGGGAUUUCUUGUGAGAGGAGACUAAAAGAGGAAAACUUAUUUAGCCUGUCCAAAAAAAGUUUGAGAAGGAUAUAGUUUACUGUCUGUUCUCUUGAUAUGUAUCUGUCGUCAGCCAAAAAGGCUACAAUUCUGCCCAAACACAGGUGAACUGGACUGAAAAGCACGCCAGUUUUGGUGGUAGGAGAUGUGAGGGUUUUAUAGCUGGUUGCCUAGGGCAUCCAGCCGACUUUGACUCUUCUGAAUGACCAGGAACCUCCUGGAACUGAUAUACUGGGCUGCUCUUUUGCAUAGGUUUAAUGCAAAGUUUGAUCUCAUGUUUCAGAGUCACAGAAAGAUACCGUGACCAGUGUUCAGCUACAUCUCUUAAAUCCCAGGGAGCCUUAGGACUCAGGCUGAGGCAUCCAGCCCCAGACUGGAGCCUUGCUUGGGGCAUAUGUCCAGCUGUCAUUUGCACAGUGUCAGCCACCUCACUUCUAGUGCGAGAGACUGACAUGCUUUGAUCACACUAAGUCCACGUUCCACCUCGACUUGCAACAUACAGGAGGGGGAAAGCCUGACAUCCCUGAAAAUGGCAGCUGAGACAUCCGCAAAAGCUCCAAAACCUGCUAGACAAUCCAUCCUCAAAGAAGAGGUAAUUGUUGAAAAAAAAUGGCUGAAGCUUGAAGAAACAACUUACAUUGAUGCCUUUGGUAAAACCAGAACUUGGGAAACUGUAAAGCGUGCUAGCAAGAAAAAGGGCAUUUCAGCUGAUGGUGUAGCAGUGAUAGCUGUACUGCAGAGAACUCUCCACUAUGACUGCAUUGUCCUAGUGAAACAGUUCAGGCCUCCAAUUAGUGGCUACUGCUUGGAAUUUCCUGCAGGCCUCAUAGAGGAAAAUGAGACUGCGGAAAGUGCUGCGUUGCGAGAGUUGGAGGAAGAAACCGGGUACAUAGGGGAAGUUGUUGAAUGUACUCCAGCUCUCUGCUUGGACCCAGGUUUGUCUAACAGCACAACGCACAUUGUGACUGUCACCAUUAACGGAGAUGAUGCUAAGAACGUAAGACCUAAGCAAAAACUUGAAUUUGUGGAAGUUAUCUCACUUCCAAAGAAUGACCUACUGCAAAGAAUUGAUGAACUAGUAGCAGAAGAGCAUAUUGCAGUGGAUGCCAGAGUUUAUACUUAUGCAUUGGCCCUGAAACGUGCAACAGAAAAGCCGCUCCAAGUUCCUUUUAUGAAGUUCUAACACUACACAGUGAGAAAUGUAGUAGAAAACUACAGCUCAGAUGACACAGAAGUACAACUCUUGGUGUAACAGAGGUCCUUUACAUUCCUUGCAGAGUCAAAAUAAGUAUUUGUAGGAAUAAUUCUGAUAUUUUUAUCUGGAAUUAUGUAACUGACUUAAAAUAUUUCUAACUGCUCAGUCUAUCAAGCCUUGGCAGGAUAAUCAUAAUAAAAAUGCUGUUUAAUUUUCAAAA
Messenger RNA from Dromaius novaehollandiae (emu), 3327 nucleotides. RefSeq names its product nudix hydrolase 5 (gene NUDT5). Gene Ontology annotation, cellular component: nucleus. The record is from RefSeq and is a predicted model, not a curated record. The transcript is spliced from 10 exons. Gene Ontology annotation, biological process: nucleoside phosphate metabolic process; ribose phosphate metabolic process. Bases 2442 to 3095 code for a protein of 217 amino acids. Gene Ontology annotation, molecular function: ADP-ribose diphosphatase activity. NCBI's taxonomy places the organism in Eukaryota, Metazoa, Chordata, Aves, Casuariiformes, Dromaiidae.